This is a messenger RNA of Anolis carolinensis (green anole), 1976 nucleotides long. It is a transcript of the gene tfb2m, whose product is annotated as transcription factor B2, mitochondrial. The record is from RefSeq and is a predicted model, not a curated record. Gene Ontology annotation, molecular function: rRNA (adenine-N6,N6-)-dimethyltransferase activity; mitochondrial transcription factor activity. Bases 148 to 1278 code for a protein of 376 amino acids. The transcript has 8 exons. Gene Ontology annotation, biological process: transcription initiation at mitochondrial promoter; rRNA methylation. Gene Ontology annotation, cellular component: mitochondrial matrix. Lineage: Eukaryota; Metazoa; Chordata; Lepidosauria; Squamata; Anolidae.
CCACCACAGAGCGCACAACUCCCAGAGCGGAAGGCAGGCUAGAGCGCCCUCAUAGCAACAGCGCAUACCGGAAGCGGAAGCGGUCCGUCACGAAGAGCGUUCCCGUGCGGGCAAGGUGACCCACGUGUGGGAAGGGAGGAGAGAGGCAUGCUGCGGGCGGCGGUGUCCUGGGCGCUGAGGGCGCCUUCUCGGCGGCUGCCUCAGGGCUCGGCGCCGUCGCGCUCCCUGCUGCGGAUUCCCGCCGAGGCCGAAGCGGAGGCAGCGGUGGCGGAGAAGGCGCGGGGCCCGGCGCCGCUGCGGAGGUUCAUCGCCUGCCCGGAACUGGCGCGGGACGUGGCCUCCCGGCUAGAAGGCAACCUGCGGGGGAGCCUCGUCUUCGAGUGCGAGCCAGGCCCUGGGAUCCUCACCCGAACACUCCUCAAUGCUGGUGCUCACGUGGUAGCUCUAGAGAGUAACAGAUCCUUUCUUUCUGACUUAGAGUCUCUCAAAAAUAAACUAGAUGGCCAGCUGGAAGUUGUGCAUUGUGACUUCUUCAGAUUGGACCCUAUCAAUGUGGGAUCGAUGAAGCCCCCUGUGAUGUAUUCUGAGACAUUGUUUGAGAACUUGGGCAUCUCAUCUGUUGCUUGGACAGCAGAUAUUCCUCUAAAAGUGGUUGGAAUUGUCCCACAAAAACGAGAAAGGAACUUCCUUUGGAAGCACAUCUAUGCCUUAUAUGAACGUAGUUCUAUAUAUAAGUAUGGAAGAACAGAGCUGAACUUGUUUGUCAGUGAAAAAGAGUACAAGACGCUUAUUGCAAAGCCUAAAGAAACAAGAAUUUAUCAAGCACUUAGUGUACUUUGGCAAACAGCUUGUGAUAUUCAGCUUCUGCAUAUGGAGCCUUGGUCUUCAUUUUUAACUAACUCAAGAAAUGGUGGACUCUCUAUCCCAAAGAGUGUGCUAUUGCAGAAUGACCAUUUAUGCUUAGUACGAAUGACGCCUCGGAAGGAUUUAUUUGCAAACAAUUUGACAAGUGCUAAUUCAAGCAUAUUUAUUGUGAUGGUAAAACAAUGCCUUGCCAAGAGUAAGACAAAAUUAAUAGAUAAAUUAAAUUUAUGGAGUUGUGAGAGUGGGAAGAAACUGCUGAGACAGCUGGAGAUACCAGAAAACAGUACAACAGGAAGUCUGUAUCCAGAACAGUACAGAUGUCUUUUUGAGCUUAUAUUACAGUCUAAUGAAUUUGACCAAAGUUGGCUAUAUGACGAUGACUGCUUGGAAGAUAGCCGAGGCGUAAAUCUUUAAAGUAACGUCUGGUUUCAAGGAGAGUUUGUGUGAGUUGGAAUAUAGUAACAUGAUUUGAAAUUACUAGCAGGGAUGUUACUUUUUCUGUAAGUAAAAAUCUAAAAUGUCCAGGGGGGAAAAAGACAGCACUGAAGUUUCUGAAUUUUUUAAUGUUUGAAAGGCAAAAACCUAUGUCUUAAAACACUGUAGGGAAUGAACUCUGAUGUUUAAUCCUUGCAUUAUACUUGAAAGUGCAUUUGUAAAAAAAGUCCAUGGUGACAAGUUCUGCUGGAAAUUUUAGAAAUAAUAACAGCAAUAGAGCUAACAAUCCAUAAACUCAUGUGUGCAAGAAUCUUUUUGUGAGGGAAAAAGUGUCCUCCAAAGCAGAAUGUAUUCAAAUUAACAGUGAAUAAAAGCCAUAGGAGGCAAAAAGAGGAAGGAAAUGUGCUUAUCUGGUUUAAACUUUGCUUUCAGAUAUUUAAGUUACACUGGAACUGGCUAAAAAUGAUAGAAGAUCUGCAUCCCUUCUCUCAUUUAGGUGUAUAAUAAUACUUUCAUGUGUACAUACCUACAUAACAUAUGAACACAUUUCAGUUUGACCUAUUUUCAGAUGAGGAUUUUUACUACAGUGUAAGAAGCUUGUAUUAUAUUACAGUCCUUAAUUUAUAAACAUGUAAAUAUUUUUAUUAUAAAACACAAUUAAAGCAAUUUCUAAUGAA